AUGGGCUCUCACGCGACUGUCUCUCCUCAACCACAUGUUCCCCCACGGGGAGUAUGGUGUCCCGCUGUGACUUUCUUCGACCAUGAAACCGACUCAUUAGAUCUGGCCUCGCAAGCGCAAUAUUUCACCUACCUCUCUCGCACAGGCCUUGCAGGCUUGGUGAUCCUGGGUACCAACUCUGAGGCAUUCCUACUUACUCGCGAAGAACGAUCCCAACUUAUCGCGACCGCACGUACCGCAGUUGGACCUGAUUUUCCCUUGAUGGCCGGUGUGGGUGCUCACUCAACAAAGCAAGUACUAGAGCUGGCCAACGAUGCCGCGACUGCUGGUGCCAAUUACCUUCUCGUUCUCCCGCCCGCAUACUUCGGCAAGGCCACCAACAUGAACGUGGUCAGGCGAUUCUUCUCCGAGGUUGCGGCGAAGUCUCCCCUUCCAGUGGUUAUGUAUAACUUCCCGGGCGUGUGUAACGGUGUGGAUAUGGAUUCAGAGACCAUUGCUUCCGUUGUCCGUGAAUCGGCAGCUGCAAGUCCUAGUGGUAAAUCGAAUGUCGUGGGUGUGAAGCUCACAUGCGGCUCUGUUGGAAAGAUUACACGUCUUGCAGCAACCUUUUCGCCAGAGGAGUUCGCGACAUACGGUGGACAGUCUGAUUUCCUUAUUGGAGGAUUGGCGGCUGGUAGUGCUGGGUGCAUCGCGGCAUUUGCCAAUGUCUUCCCUAAAACGGCAGCACGGAUCUAUACACUUUACCAGAAGGGUCAAUUUGAGGAGGCUGUUCAGCUGCAGCGCAAGGCAGCUCUCGCCGAGAGUCCUAUCAAGAGUGGUAUUGGAUCGACCAAGUAUGCAGUUUCCCGGUACUCGGCUUCCCUGGCGGGUAUCGCAGAGGCUGAAGCUAAGCUGUUGCCUCGUCAUCCUUAUGAGCCAGUUGGGGAGGCAGUGAAGAAGUCCGUUGCGGAGGUUAUGGCCGAGGUUGGAGAAAUUGAAAAGGGUCUGUAG
This is a messenger RNA of Penicillium malachiteum, 990 nucleotides long. Its product is annotated as dihydrodipicolinate synthase family protein. Gene Ontology annotation, molecular function: 4-hydroxy-tetrahydrodipicolinate synthase activity. NCBI's taxonomy places the organism in Eukaryota, Fungi, Ascomycota, Eurotiomycetes, Eurotiales, Aspergillaceae. The record is from RefSeq and is a predicted model, not a curated record. The coding region runs from base 1 to 990 and encodes 329 amino acids. The transcript has a single exon.